Molecule: messenger RNA, 432 nt
Organism: Giardia duodenalis
Lineage: Eukaryota; Fornicata; Diplomonadida; Hexamitidae
Exons: 1
Coding region: 1-432 (143 amino acids)
Source: RefSeq, a predicted model, not a curated record
AUGGUCAACGACGAGGGGACGGCUCUCCUCUAUGCUAAAGAGGCAUCCGAGUCGACGAGAAGAACGCAAAUCUAUAGUAUGGAGCCGUACGCGUCUCCAGGCGAGAUACCGUUCCAGGAGCAGGCGUCUCCAUGGCCAAACACCGGUUCUCUUAUCCACCUGAGCCCAAGUGUUGAGCCUGUGAAGAAGAAUGAGUAUGCCCUUCAGCCUGGCAUGCCGCUCUGCACGAUACUGUUUGUCAUGGGCUGUCUACUCCCUCCAGUGCUCUGGCUAGUCGGCCCUAUAUUAAGUGCUAGCCCUACUGUGCACCCGGAUGUGCGCACCAGGUUCUUCUACGCGACAGUGGCUUCCCUGGCAUUCACAAGCAUGCUUGCACUGGCAGCCCUAGUGACAAGUUUCAUUCUCUACAACCAGACGGUCUCAUCUGAGUAA